AUGCAACCCGACUUCAAUGUCGCGGAGCUCUUCAAGCCCCAGUGGAUGUACAAGGACAAGUCCAUCCGCCAGAUCUUCGACAAAUUGGCCCACUCGUCGAUCAUGAAGCUCAACGAGACGUCCAUGUCCAAGCUCUACUCCUUGAUGGUCAUGGGCGUCAAGUACCAGCUCCUCCGCUGCGUGUCCCCGAAGCGGUUCUACGACGUCACGAUCCAGCACCUGAGCGAGCUCCGGUCCAUGUGCGACUCGAAGCUCACGGACGAGCUUCUGGACGACACGGUCGCGCGCUGCGAGCGGACCUACGGCCGCUUCACCUUUGGCGACUGGAUCCUCUGCAAGCAGCAGCUCGUCCAGUUCUUCCAGGGCCGCAAGGUCCGCGUGUCCCUCUUCCUCCAGCAGCAGUUCCAGGCGACGGACGGCACGCUGAGCCUCGACCCCGGCGGCGCGUUGCCGGAGGGCGCGGACGCGCCGGGCACGCUGCGCCGCUUCCGGCCCGGCUCGCGCUCGCCCGCGACGGAGCGGCUCACGCACCCGCUCCUCGCGGCCUGCGCGUCCGCCGCCGAGGACCACGGCGUCGCCGCGGCCCGGGCCCUCGGGUCCAACAUGUACACGCGCGCCGCGGAAUCCGGCGCGCGCGCGAACCGGCCGCCCGAGGCCAAGGCCGAGGCGAAGCGGGGCCCCGACGCCAAGGGCGGCGGCGGCGCGGCGUCGCCGGGCCGCCGCGAGUCGACGGCGCGCGCCGAGCUCACGCUCCUCGCGGGCCUCGUCAGCGACGACAAGGCCGAAAGCGGAAACACGUUCCGCCUCGCGCUCUUCGACGGCGACGACGACGACGCCGCGCCGCCGCCGGGGCCGGACGGCUUCGUCGACGCCAUGAUCACCCUCGACGGCAACGCCCAGCGCAAGUCCGCGGCCCAGCGCAUGGACGAGCUCGGCCUCGACGACAAGGACGACAAGCAAAGCGCCGGCGCGAAGCUCGACCUCGACGACGGCGACGACCUCCUCGACCUCAUGGACUCGGCCAAGUGA
Aureococcus anophagefferens is the source of this 1029-nucleotide messenger RNA. RefSeq lists its product as hypothetical. Gene Ontology annotation, cellular component: cytoplasm; plasma membrane. NCBI's taxonomy places the organism in Eukaryota, Pelagophyceae, Pelagomonadales, Pelagomonadaceae. The transcript has 2 exons. Gene Ontology annotation, biological process: transport. The record is from RefSeq and is a predicted model, not a curated record. Bases 1 to 1029 code for a protein of 342 amino acids.